UAUAAAUACAGAAGAGAAUGAUGAUCAUAAGUGGAAAGUCACACUCCUCCAUCACUACUCUUCAUCAUCACAACAAAUCCACUCUCUGCAACAACCCUUUUGGUUUCUCAUGCUUUGCAUUUCCUUAUAAUUACUAUACAACUAAUCCUUGAAAUGCCCUCCACUUCUUAAACCAAUUGCACACUACACUCCUUCAGAAAUCGCGAACAAACAUAUUAUUACUAGCUCAGAGCACGCGAGUUUUGAGGAUCCAGGAAGAUCAACCAUGUCCAUCCAACAAGUACCUGAGAGAAUUUGGAAGAAAUCAUUUCACAAUAGGCGUGACUCGGAUGAGCUUGACGUCUUUGAGGCAGCAGGAUAUUUCUCGGGUGCCAAUGAAGUUUCGGGUUACCAGAAAAUGUUGAGAUCAGGUAGGAGGACCAGCCUCGACAUUCCUAUGAUGAGUAGUACAAGAACUUCCAUGAUUCAAGAACAAGCCCAUCAAUAUGAUAAUGUGAUCAUGCCCGAAAAACCAACAAAGGAGAAAAAAUACAAGCAACCUAAUUCACCAGGUGGAAGGCUCGCCACUUUCUUGAAUUCUCUGUUUAGUCAGAAUUCUUCGAAGAAAAAGAAAUCUAAAUCUUGCUCUGCACAGUCUAUGAAAGAUGAAGAUCACGAGAGCCCUGGCGCGAGGAGAAAAAGGAGAAGCAGCAUUAGCCAUUUUCGCAGCUUUACUAGUACUAAUAAUUCUUCAUCCGUCAACAACUCAAAAUCAUCAUUUUAUUCUUCUUCAAGUUCAGAAUUCACUACACAUCCUAGUACAAACACUCCAACGAAGAACACCUACAAGGACUCCAAGCCUACAAUACAUCUCAACAUGUCGUCCAAGAGUAACAAGUAUAAUGUUAAUUCCACUACUUGGCAAAAAAAUGAAGAUCAUGACAAUGUUUGGAUGGACGAGGAGGAAUUCAAGUUCAGCACAACAACAAUCUUUGACAGUAACAGAGCUCCUUCCCAGAACCGCGAAAUCUUUGGAAAUGGUGCAUUUGAUCACGAAAAAAAUCAACCAUCAGAAAGAGAUUUUCGAAACUUUAUCAAUGAGAUGGACGAUGGUGCAGAGAGUGAUUCAAGCUCGGAUCUGUUCGAACUGCAGAACUAUGAUUUAGGCUGCUGUACUUAUUCAAGCGGACUUCCUGUUUAUGAAACAACUCAUAUGAGUAGCAUCAAGAGAGGUGCACCCAUGAUCACUAGUUAGUGGCGCUCUUUGAAUAUGUAAUUUCCAUUUUCCAUAUCUAUGCGAGUAUAGUUUAAUUU
Messenger RNA from Daucus carota subsp. sativus, 1293 nucleotides. Its product is annotated as protein BIG GRAIN 1-like E. NCBI's taxonomy places the organism in Eukaryota, Viridiplantae, Streptophyta, Magnoliopsida, Apiales, Apiaceae. The record is from RefSeq and is a predicted model, not a curated record. The coding region runs from base 266 to 1234 and encodes 322 amino acids. Gene Ontology annotation, biological process: auxin-activated signaling pathway. The transcript has a single exon.